CUGAACUCUAAACUUGCGGGUUUUCAAGCUAUACGUUACAUAUAGGGCAUAUUGGUUUCUCGUGGCAUAUUUAUUCAAGAUAAUGCCUAGAUUUGCCCAGCUGGUGAUAGGGCCAGCUGGUUGUGGGAAAUCAACUUAUUGUAGUACAAUGCAAGCUCAUUGUGAAACAUUGAGGAGGAAAGUUGAUGUGGUCAAUUUGGACCCUGCAGCGGAGUUUUUUGAAUAUACUCCACUAGCGGAUAUACGAGACCUUAUUCAUUUAGAUGAUGUAAUGGAAGAUGAGGCUAUACGUUUAGGUCCAAACGGUGGACUUAUUUUCUGCUUAGAAUAUCUUCAACAAAAUUUGAACUGGUUGGAUACUGCACUUGGUGAUAUAGAUGGAGACUAUUUAUUAUUUGAUUGUCCUGGUCAAAUUGAAUUAUACUCACACCUACCGAUUAUGCCACGAAUAAUUGAAUAUAUGCAAAGAAAAUGGGAUUUUCGUUUUGUUACUAUAUUUAUUUUGGAUGCUAGAUUUCUCGUAGAUUCAUCACAUUUUCUAGCUGGUGUAUUGUCUGCUCUCUCUGCUAUGGUAUCCUUAUCAACUGCUCAUAUAAACGUAAUGUCUAAACUUGAUUUGUUAUCUGAACAAAAACAAAAAUAUGUCAUGGCUCGUUAUCUAAAUCCUGAUAUGGAUUACUUUUUUGAUCUGGAUCAAGUAUUUGAUGAAGAAGACGAUGGGGAACAUCACGAAAAGGAAGCCCCAUUUAAUAAACUUACUCAUGCACUAGCUGAUUUGAUUGAGCGUUACAGUGUAGUUCAUUUUGUCCCAUUAAACAGGGAUAAAGAAGAUACUAUAACAGACUUACUAGUUCAAAUUGAUCAAUGUUUACAGUAUGAUGAAGAAGUUGAUCCUUCAAAUCGAGCGUUUGACGAUGCUGAACAAGAGUUAGUUAGAUUUCAAGGUGAAAAUGAUGGUGACGAGGAUGCUUCACGGAACUCUGGAUAAACAGACUAUUAUCAAAAACUUUGUAUAUAAUCAUGAACAAUAAAUCGUAAUUUUUGUAACACUCCGUUUUUUUCGUAAACCAAAAUAUUAGUUUUACGUCCUCAUACAGAUUCUUUUUAGAUUAUUGAAAUAAAUUAUGAAGUAUUCCUAAUCCUGACUGGUUCCCUUUCAUUAUGGUUACUUGAAAUAUUAUGCAAAUCAGUCAACUCAGGUUCUCAUAUACAUUUGUUUUUGGAAACUCUUACCCAUGGAUUAACUGGUUCAAUGUUUUGGCUAUGUUGUUUGAUUAGUAUAAAUGGUAAACUAGAUUUAUAUACCACAGGUUACCGAAAAAAUAUAAUUAUGACUGUUGAGUCAUGUUUUUGGGCAGCAUUCGGUGCAAUACUACCGGAUAUCGAUCAUUUUAUAGCUUCAAGAAGUACAAGCAUUGAACUUGCACGUCAACUUCCUGGUAGACCAUUUUUACAUUGGGCUGGUUUAUAUUUACUUAUUUAUACUCUUUUAAUUAUUGGUUUAUUUUUCAUAUCUUAUCCUAUAUGUUUAAAAUUCAAUAGAGUUUUCACUAUAUUUUGGUGUUUCAUAUUUAUUCCAUUUAUAAGUCAUAUUAUACGUGAUGCAAAUAAACGUGGUUUAUGGUUAUGGCCUCCACCAGACUUUUAUACAUUAAUGAAUCUAUCAAAUUUUACAUAUAAUAUAUUAUAUUCUAGUAAUCCGGGAAUGAUUCAUUUAAUCAGAACAUUUUUAUUGUAUUUAGUUGUUUUAAUGUUUAUCAUUUUAGUAUUCCGUCAAUAUGCUUAUUCUUUUCAUUGGGAUAUAUCCAAUUUUGCACCAAUAACAUCUUAUCUUAUUGGUAAAAGUAAUGAAUUUUAUAUAGACCAUACAUUUGUUGUAUGAAACACAUAAUCUUUUGGAUACAAUAAAACUAUCUAAAUAGUACAUUAUUAAUCAGUGUGAUAUUUUGUAUAUAUCUAUAUUCUAUUAUCUAAUUAAUAUAAUGAAAUAUACUAUCUUAGUGAUAUCUUAGUUUCUUG
Messenger RNA from Schistosoma mattheei, 2019 nucleotides. Lineage: Eukaryota; Metazoa; Platyhelminthes; Trematoda; Strigeidida; Schistosomatidae. The record is from the annotation of a GenBank genome assembly.